This is a messenger RNA of Neolamprologus brichardi, 781 nucleotides long. RefSeq names its product troponin C, slow skeletal and cardiac muscles-like. NCBI's taxonomy places the organism in Eukaryota, Metazoa, Chordata, Actinopteri, Cichliformes, Cichlidae. Gene Ontology annotation, cellular component: myosin II complex. Gene Ontology annotation, molecular function: calcium ion binding. The record is from RefSeq and is a predicted model, not a curated record.
UAGGUCAAGAGCCUUUUUUUAGUUUCACAGUCCUCUCACAAUAAAGGUAGAGGGAGUUAUAACUGCCAGUCUUCGUGCUGUGUCUGAGUGUGUUCUUGUUUCAACUGCAGGAUCAGAUAAGCAGCCAUGGAUGAUGUAUAUAAAGCAGCGGUUGAGAACUUAACAGAGGAGCAAAAAAAUGAGUUCAAAGCUGCGUUUGAUAUCUUCAUUCAGGAUGCAGAGGACGGCUGCAUCAGUACCAAGGAGUUAGGAAAGGUGAUGAGAAUGCUGGGACAGAAUCCCACUCCUGAAGAGUUACAGGAGAUGAUUGACGAGGUGGAUGAAGAUGGAAGUGGGACGGUAGAUUUUGAUGAGUUCUUGGUUAUGAUGGUCCGCUGCAUGAAGGAGGAGAGCAAAGGAAAAUCUGAGGAGGAGUUGGCUGAACUUUUUCGCAUGUUUGAUAAGAAUGGAGAUGGAUACAUAGACUUAGAAGAGCUGAAGUCCAUGCUGGAGUCCACUGGAGAGGCCAUCACUGAAGAUGACAUCGAAGAGUUGAUGAAGGAUGGAGACAAAAACAAUGAUGGCAAAAUUGAUUAUGAUGAGUUCCUGGAGUUCAUGAAAGGUGUUGAAUAAAGGAUUCUGCCGGAGGCUUCACAUCUUCUAUCUUCUACAUGCGUUGGCAACAUCAUCGAAGGCCUUCUUGAAGAUAUCUUCACCGGUUUUUCUAAUACUGUACCUUCAAGGCCUUAACAGCUUUUCCAGGAGAUUUCAUUGAAUAAAAUAUUUUUUCUGAAUAAAAAUA